UCCUAGUUCAUGCUUCAAGCACUGUGGUAUGUACGUUACACUGUAUUGCAAGGCGCCUAAAAGCGACACUUAAAACAAAGUUUAAAUUGUUUCAUAAAGCCAACAAAAUCACGGAGAUGGAUGAAAAGGAUGUCGAAAAAGGGGGAGUAGGCGCAAUGUCGAAAACAGAUCUGAGCUGGAUUCCUGGUUUUUUUAAAAAGAGAGUGUGUACAACAUUCGUGGAGGAUUCAUUUAGCAAUGGACGGUUAUGUCAGUGUGGGGUUGCACGAGAUGCACACCAAUCUGUGGCCCUGGGUGAUUACUUUAGCACAGCCAUUGUCAGUCUGUGGGACAGUGCACAGCACUCCUCAGAGCAGCCCACAGAUGCCUACGGAGAGCUGGAGUUUGCUGGAGUUGGCAAGAGGCACAGUUCUUUUUUGCGUCUCUCUAGCAGCACAGAUCCUUCCAGAGUCUAUGAUAUUAUGACAACCCACUGGAAACUGACGCAGCCCAACCUUGUGGUAUCAGUGUUUGGUGGUGAAGGGAGGUCAAAGGUCACUGGCUGGGUGCGAGAUGUGCUCAAGCAGGGACUGGUUAAAGCUGCACAGAGUACAGGAGCAUGGAUCAUAACAAGUGGAUUGAGGGAAGGCAUUGGCAGAUAUGUUGGGCAGGCUGUGGGGGAUCAUGCCACUGCAGUGUCAUCUGUGGCGCUGAAUAAAGUGGUUCUUAUAGGCAUUUCUCCUUGGGGCCUGGUACAAAAUCGUCAACAGCUUGUAAAUGCUGAGGGAAGUUUCCCUGCAAAGUAUUAUGUCUCAAACGCAUCUCGUGACUUUUGCUAUUUGGAUAAUAACUACAAGGCCUUCCUCCUGGUUGAUGACGGCAGCUUGGGGCGUAAAGGUGGUGAGGUCAGCUUCAGAGUUCGUCUGGAUGACUACAUUUCCCGUCAGCGUUCAGGCAGUGGAAGCAUUGAUGUUCCUGUUCUGUGUAUGCUGAUAUCUGGGGAAGCCGCCAUGCUAGAGGCAUUAGAUCUCUCAGUGAAGAAUGCAAUGCCAUGGUUGGUCCUGGCUGGUUCAGGGGGAAUUGCCAAUCUUGUGAGUGACAUUGUGGAAAAUGUACAGUCUGCUCCAAAGCCUCCACCUGAAGGAGCAGAGGAGGAAGUCACGCCUAACAUGGAACUUCGAGAACGAAUGGCUGAGAUAUUAAAGAUGCAUUUUCCUUCAGAACGGGAGACAGACAAACUUGUUGACAAGCUUUUAAGCAUUUACCAGAACAAAGACCUCAUCUUCAUAUAUCAUGCAGAGCAGGAAGGAGUGGAUGAUUUUGACACUGUGUUACUUAAAACUCUUGUUCAAGCGAGUAAGCAUCGUGUCUCUGGGGCUACUAAUCCAUAUGCUGAUGAGUUGAGAUUGGCUGUAACCUGGAACAGAGUGGAUAUUGCCAAGAGUGAACUCUUCAAUGGAAACAUUCAGUGGAAGUAUCAAGACCUGGAAGAUUCCAUAACUGAUGCUUUACAGAACAAUAAACCACAGUUUUUACGCCUCUUCAUUGAUAAUGGUCUGAACAUUUUGGAUUACAUGAGUUACGGCCGAUUGGAGGACCUUUACAACUCCAUCCCUGAAAACUGCUUGGCCAACUCACUACUUCAACAUCUCCUAGGGGUCCGUCAGAAUGAGGCUAACACCAAACAGCCAAUAAAAAUCAGCCUUUACGAGGUGUCUCACCUGCUGGAGAAUCUGUUAGGGGAGGUAUGCCUGCCUUUCUAUACUUCUGUACUCAAACUGGACACACGGUACUCCAAAAGAAAAGCUUUUAAGAAAGCAUGCGAGGUCCUGCAGGGGCCUUGCGAAUAUCGGGUAGAAAGGUGUAGUCACACCUGGUUGAGUCUAUUUAUCUGGGCUGUGCUGCAGAACCGCAGUGAAAUGGCCAUCUUUUUCUGGGAGAUGUGUGGAGAGUCUGUUUUGACGGCUUUGGGAGGUUGCAAACUCUUGAGAGAGCUGUCUAAAUUAGAGAAUGAGACAGAAGCAAAGCUUUCCAUAAGGGAUUUGGCUCUGAAGUUUGAGUAUAUGGCUCAUGACGUGUUUAGCACAUGCUACCAAACCAAAGCAAGCUAUUCCUUUAAGCUUUUGAUCCGGAAGUCUAAGGUGUGGGGUAAUGCUACCUGUCUGAAGAUGGCCAUGGCAGCAGAUGCCCGCCUUUUCUUCAGCCAUGAUGGAGUGCAGUCCCUGUUAUCUCAGAUCUGGUGGGGUGAUAUGGAAAGAGGCACUGCAGCGUGGAAAGUCAUCCUGACUAUGUUAAUUCCUCCUCUUUGCUGCACCAAUCUCAUUGAAUUCAGGAAAGUGGAGAAUGUGGAAGAGGUGAAAUCAUCACAGGUGUCCAAUCCAGCUUCAGAAGCAGACUGCCACUAUGGAGAGACUGUCUUCUCUUUCUCUGAUAUAAAACACCAUGAUGCUGAGCAAGAGGACUCAAAUAUCAGACCUCCAACAAAAGGUACAAUGAUCCAUCGCAAAAAGCAGCCCUUUGUAAUUACUCGUUGGAAGAAGUUCUGGUAUGCCCCCGUCACCGCCUUUCUCGGCAAUCUUCUGAUGUACUUCAUAUUUUUGGUCCUGUAUGCCUACGUAUUACUGGUUGACUUUAAGCCCCCUCCUCCUGAAGGCCCUGCGGCCUCAGAGUAUGUGCUCUAUUUCUGGGUUUUCACAAUCGUGUGUGAAGAGAUUCGAGAGACAUUAAUUGUAGGAAGCAAGACAGUUGCCCAGAGGUUGUUGCUGUAUUUCCAAGAUGUCUGGAAUAAGUUUGAUAUCCUUGCCAUCUCCCUCUUCAUUGUUGGUUUGUGCUGCAGAAUGUUUAAUUGGUCGUUCAGCAUAGGACGUGGCAUAUUGUGUAUGGACUACAUGGUGUUUACGCUCAGACUGAUUCACAUUUUCACCGUUCACAGACAGCUGGGCCCCAAAAUCAUUAUACUGGGCAAAAUGAUAAAGGAUGCAUUCUUUUUCUUAUUCUUUCUGGGACUGUGGCUAAUUGCAUACGGAGUGGCAAAUCAAGCUCUACUUUAUACAUAUGACCCAAGCCCUGAUCGGUUGUUUCGACGAGUAUUGUACAGACCGUAUUUGCAUAUAUUUGGACAGAUUCCUGUAGAGGAAAUAGACACUGGCAAGUCUUGGGACAGAGACUGCACAGAUAAUUUGACAUUGAUUGAUGGGGGGGAAGAGCCAUGCAGAGAUACCACCCACAACUGGCUUGUGGUAAUUUUGCUGGUUGUUUUUCUACUUGUUACCAACAUCCUCCUUGUAAACCUACUCAUCGCCACAUUUAGCUAUACCUUCUCUAAAGUUCAAGAGCGCAGUGACACAUACUGGAAGUUUCAGCGCUAUAAUCUGAUAGUGGAGUAUCAUUCACGUCCAACUCUGGCUCCACCCUUUAUCAUCCUGUCCCACAUCAAUCUUUUGAUCAAAAGACGGCUCCGCAAAGUCCCAUCUACAAAAAUUCAGCAUUUUGCACUGGACAUAAAUCCUAAAACUGCUAACAAGUUGAAAAAAUGGGAGGCUUUGCAGAAAGAUAACUUCCUAUCUGUCGAGAGUAAAAAACUAAGAGGGACUGACACCGAAAGGCUGAAGCGAAUUAAUGCCAAAGUGGAUGGUGUUGUUAAACAGGUUGCAGAGAUCAGAAAUGUGGAUCGCAGAUUAAGAGCACUAGAGACAGAGAUGGAGUUUUGUACAUCUUCUCUUCAAUGGAUUAUGGAAGCUCUAUCUCAAAGCAGUGUUGUAAAGACCAGCAAAGUACACCCUUCCCGCAAAGCCAUCAUUUCAACCUCUCUUGAGAAAUGAACAAGAGUUUUGUUUCCUGGAUGUGGUUCAUCAUGAUUUGGUUCCUCACUCCUAAAGGAUACUUUACAAAAAUACAACAAACAAAGAGUCAAUGAGAAAAGGACUGAUUCCAUUGGAUUUGGACUUUUAUUAUAGUUCAUUGUUUGCUCCCUUUCGUUUAGUAAUCUCUUUUUACCAGCUAUUUCAGUUAUGCUAUUGAUUUGUUGAAUGACAAAUCAAAUGCAUAGAUCUCUUUUACCAAAACAUAACAAAAGUUCUAAUGGAUUUAUAAUGGUAUUUGUAUUGGUUUUAUUUGAAAUUGUAAAUGGUAAUGUUUUUUGUUCUAUAGUACAUUAUAGUAUUUGUAAUGAAAACCAUUAGGAUUUGUAUUGGGGUUUUUUUAGGUACAGUGAAUUAUUAAAUGUCUUAAGUGUGAAUGUAAAAACGGGAAAAUAUUUACAUGUAAUUAGUAAAAUAUCUUGUGAGUGUUAAGUUUACAUUUGAAAGUUCUAACAUGACUAUGGUGGCAUGUUAAUAACUUUCAUGCAUUUAGACACAUUUUGUUUAGGGUGAGAUUUUGGGGUGUCAACAUUUUAGGUCUUCUUGAUUUGCCCAUUCAUUUGUAUUUAGCUACAAAUAUUUUUCUAUACAUUUAUGUUUACGUCAUAUACAUCUGGAAUCAUCGUAAAUUGUUUGUUUUUAAACCACGGGUCUUUUAAAUGCUUUAUUCUGAUUGAUUGAGAAAUGUUCCACGGGUGUUGAUUAUUUUUCUGUAAAAUGCACACCUAACCUGCCAAAUGUCUUAAAAUAACCAUCAGAGCAAUGUUUAUGGUAAUCGUGGAAUAAUUGACGAUGGCCCGUUGAUUUAUUAUUUUUUUAAAUAAUGCACACCCAACGUGGUAAUGCGGCACUAUGUGUUAUACAGUGGGUGUGCAUUAUUUUCAUUAUUAUUUGUUUGAAUUAUUUUGAAACAUUAUUCCAUAAAUUGCUUAUAUAAAAAUGUGUUUGGCAAUUAAUGUUACAGUAUAUAUUUAAUAAGCCUUCAUCUCUCUAAAUAGUGUUUUCCUUCAACAGUUUUUAUUAAAUGGGUAUGCUAUAGUGCAUCAUAGGUCAAAAAUCUUAUUUUUAUGCACUUAAAUAUAGAACAAAGUUUGUUAUACUGCAAUGCAUGUUUACAUUCAAAUGUAGCUUUGUUUUUUUCACGUUUUAUCACAUAUCAUGUAAUUUAUAACAAAAUGCAAGUUUUCUUAUUGUCUUUUCAUUUUGCCUUAUUGCAUUUACUGGUUUCUUAAUUUUAAUAGAUUUUGUUUGCUUUACUUAUAGAAAUACAGGACUGGUUUCAGAAACAGUUUCAGAUUUAGCGAGGAAUUAGGUUUAAUUAAAUUAGAACAUUUAAAACAGAAAUAAACAUUAUUGGUGUGCUGCAUCUAGUGCACUGGGGUGCAAGACAAAACAAUGGUACUGAUAUGUUUUAAGAUGUCAGUGCAAGUUGUUUUAGUUAAAUCAGCUAAAACAUGCAAGGCUUACAUUCUUAAAAAUAAAGGUGCUUUAAAAGUUUUUCACAACAAUGUCUUGUGAAUCUAAGGUGAAGUCCUUGUCAGGUUUAUUGUCAAGUUUUGUUUAACCUGUUUAGUUUUGUUUUAAUCUUGCAUUUAUUUGUCAAUAAAAGUGUCUGUGUCUCACCCA
Molecule: messenger RNA, 5465 nt
Organism: Misgurnus anguillicaudatus (oriental weatherfish)
Lineage: Eukaryota; Metazoa; Chordata; Actinopteri; Cypriniformes; Cobitidae
Source: RefSeq, a predicted model, not a curated record